This is a messenger RNA of Arvicanthis niloticus (Nile rat), 1090 nucleotides long. It is a transcript of the gene Clxn, whose product is annotated as calaxin. The record is from RefSeq and is a predicted model, not a curated record. Gene Ontology annotation, molecular function: calcium ion binding. NCBI's taxonomy places the organism in Eukaryota, Metazoa, Chordata, Mammalia, Rodentia, Muridae.
GAGCCAAGCAGGCUGCCUCGGCCUGUGGCUCCGGAUCUGGAGCGUCCUGACACUAUGCUCCAGAUGACACUCUAAGAUCUAAUUUUAUUAACACCCAUCAUGAACCGAAAGAAGCUGCAGAAGUUGACGGACACCUUAACUAAAAAUUGUAAGCAUUUUAAUAAAUUUGAAGUGAAAUGUCUUAUAACACUUUUCUAUAAUUUGGUGGGAGACAUACCAGAGAGGCCAGGGGUAGUCACUGGACUAGAUCGCAAUGUAUUUCGGAACAUCCUGCAUGUGACAUUUGGAAUGACAGAUGACAUGAUUAUGGACAGAGUAUUUCGAGGCUUUGAUAAAGACAAUGAUGGCUGUAUAAGUGUAUCAGAGUGGGUUCAUGGAUUAUCACUGUUUCUUCGAGGGACUUUAGAUGAAAAAAUGAAAUAUUGCUUUGAAGUAUUUGAUCUGAAUGGUGAUGGCUUCAUUUCAAAGGAGGAGAUGUUCCACAUGUUGAAGAACAGCCUUCUCAAACAACCCUCUGAGGAGGACCCUGAUGAAGGGAUUAAAGAUUUGGUUGAAAUUACACUUAAGAAAAUGGACCAUGACCAUGAUGGGAAGCUGUCUUUUGCAGACUAUGAGAAGGCCGUGAGAGAAGAGACUCUUCUGCUGGAAGCCUUUGGGCCAUGCCUGCCUGAUCCAAAGAGUCAGAUGGAAUUUGAAGCCCAAGCAUUCAAAGAUCCACAUGAAUUUAAUGAUAUCUGAAUUCCUAAAUGUAUUGUUGUGAGUAAGUACAAAAGGAGCCAUAUUAAUGUCAUCUGUUCUUCUCAGCUCAGAAGAUGCCGUGGUGAGAUUCAAUUCCCUUGUAUGUAUUUUAGUUCAGGACAUCUUCAGAGAUGCUGUGUUUGGCAAGAGAGGUUGACAUUGUUAAAGCUACUUCACCACAUGGACUCUGUUAAGACACAUACCUGUCAUAAAUCUCCAGAUUAAUUAAAGCAGUGAACAAAUUAUAUAGUCAUCACUUAUGGAUACAAUCUAUAUGUCAGAAAGAGUUUGAUUAUACAUUGAAAUAUUGUUGCAACUCCAGAGUUUCCUUCAUAGCAAUGGGUGAUGAAGA